AAAUUAAAAGUAGAAAUUUAAGAGGUGCGUGCUCCACGGCUUAAAUUAUCUUCAAGCUCAGUAUUUCUCGUUGAGUUGAAUUUCGUUCUCUUUUUGAACUCCGAUCAGGAUCUUUCUGUUGAUCAGCAACUUCUCCUGCCUAUAUAUACGUGGCCUGAGCCAACCCCUCAACCAAAUUCUCAAUCCUCAGUCAAUUCUCGACACUCUGUUGUUUUCUGUUUGGUUCCUCAGAUUCUCGCCGAGAAUAUAAGAGAUGGAAAUUGAUCUGUCGCCGAAGUUGGCCAAGAAGUUGUACGGUGACAAUGGGGGAUCGUACCAUGCAUGGUGCCCUACAGAACUUCCAAUGCUGCGCGAAGGCAACAUAGGAGCGGCCAAGCUUGCUCUCGAGAGGCAUGGCUUUGCUCUCCCUCGCUACUCCGAUUCUUCCAAGGUCGCUUAUGUUCUUCAAGGGAGCGGCGUUGCGGGAGUUGUCCUCCCAGAAUCUGAGGAGAAGGUUGUUGCAAUUAAGAAGGGCGAUGCUCUCGCCCUCCCCUUCGGCGUUGUCACCUGGUGGUACAACAAAGAGGACACUGAGCUAGUUGUUCUCUUCCUUGGCGACACCUCAAAAGCCCACAAAUCGGGCGAGUUCACCGAUUUCUUCCUAACAGGCUCGAAUGGUAUCUUCACUGGUUUCUCUACCGAGUUCGUGGGCCGAGCUUGGGACUUGGAAGAAAAAGUUGUCCACGACCUGGUCGGGAAGCAGUCGGGCUGCGGCAUUGUCAAGCUGGAUACUUCAUUCAAAAUGCCUGAGCCAAAGAAGGAGCACAGAGAUGGCAUGGCCUUGAACUGUGAGGAGGCUCCACUGGAUGUGGACAUAAAGAAUGGUGGAAGGGUUGUGGUGUUGAACACCAAGAACUUGCCUCUGGUGGGUGAGGUUGGGCUGGGAGCUGAUCUGGUUAGGCUGGAUGGUGGUGCCAUGUGCUCUCCUGGCUUCUCCUGUGACUCUGCCCUCCAAGUGACCUACAUUGUUCGGGGAAGCGGCCGUGUCCAGGUUGUUGGCGUCGAUGGCCACCGGGUGCUAGAAACUACUGUCAAGGCUGGCAAUUUGUUCAUCGUUCCGAGGUUUUUCGUGGUUUCGAAGAUUGCUGAUGCUUCUGGGCUGGAGUGGUUCUCCAUCAUUACCACUCCCAAUCCUAUAUUUACUCAUUUAGCAGGAAGAACUUCAGCGUGGAAGGCACUGUCCCCUCAAGUGCUCGAGGCAUCCUUCAAUGUGUCGAGCGAUGUAGAGAAGCAUUUCCGCUCGAAGAGGAUGUCUGAUGCCAUCUUCUUUCCUCCACCAAAUUAAGAAGAAGAAAUCAAGCUUUCGUAUUUCAAGUUUCUGAGUCGUUUCAAUAAAUCUUUGGGAGUUUAUGUAGGGAGUUCUUUCCCUAUGUCAGGCUGAGAGUUUUAAUACUUUUGAUUCGGGAUGCUGUUUAUAUUUCAUUGCGCACAGUUCCAUUUGAAUUUUCAUAUGGUUUGGCAGUCAUUUGCCUUGAUAUAAAGCUGAAAACAUUUCCUACUC
Malania oleifera is the source of this 1540-nucleotide messenger RNA. RefSeq names its product 12S seed storage globulin 1-like. The record is from RefSeq and is a predicted model, not a curated record. Gene Ontology annotation, molecular function: nutrient reservoir activity. NCBI's taxonomy places the organism in Eukaryota, Viridiplantae, Streptophyta, Magnoliopsida, Santalales, Ximeniaceae. The transcript has 3 exons. Bases 254 to 1324 code for a protein of 356 amino acids.